AUGAGGUUUAUAGGACAGUUGUAAUCGUUGUUAUGGAGACAGUCAAAUCCCCCUUUUAAGGGUUAACUCCCUUGCGUGGAUGUUUGUAUAAAAGAUAAUUUCACUGCCUCAAAUUAUUUUCAAACAAUAUCACACUAAUGCACCCUCAUAAAACAUCUAUAUACGUCUAUAUGAGUCCUGAAGUUGUAAAUAUAACCCACAGGAAACAUACUGGACAUGGCAAAGGUAAUGAGAUUAAUUUUGUUUACCCUUCAAUAUGUGAUAUAUCCACCAUCAGGUGCUUUAUGUGUUCAUUUGCAUGCAUAGGUUCUCUUUGAGUAUAAUAGACUAGUAAACUCAUUGCUGGUCUCAAACUGAAAUUUUGCAUUAUGUAAUAUUUAAUAGUUUUUGAGCAACUAUGUCCAACGUAGCAUAGCUGUGCAAAACAAUAAAAAGGACCACAAACAGUGAAAAUAGAGGUCUUACUCCUAAUGUUAGAAAACUGAGGCGGAGAGAUGACCGUGAGGACAGGCAGGGUGGGAGAAGGCGAAAGCUUGGAGAAAAGCCGGGGACUGCCCAUGAUGGAUGGGCGGAGCAGUAGGCUAAGCAUGCGCUGAGCUGGCAGGCUCUGGGCUGGUCCUGACGGGCUGGCUGCUGGGCUCCGGGCGGCUGUCUGUGCGCGUCAGACAGUGGUGGGGGAGACUACCAUCAACACUCAGCUUCUCCUCGAGUGCUUAGGAAAAACAAAAACAAAAACAAAAAACAAACAAACAGAAGAGGCACGAGGAGAACUGCGCGAAAAGAAAGCAAACUGCUCUACCUCGGCAUUUGGAAAAGCACCGAAGAAGAAGGAGACGAUCCUCCUCUACCCCACACCCCAUCGCCAACCCGCCCUGUCUUUCCCAUCCACCACUUCGUGCCAUCCCUCUGGUCUGAACUGCCCUCCCACCCCCCUCGGAGAACCACGACCACCCACAGGAAACCCCCACUUGACCAGCGUUGCCAUUAAGCGAUGCGAUUUGAAUUUCGGAAGAAAUCACCUUUGCGCCUUUGAUGCACAACACAACCAGUGGUCUUGAUUUUUUUCCUCAGCGGCAACAGUUCAGGCUAUGGAUUCGGGUGUUUACACUUUUUGACGGGUUCGCAGUGGCAUGAUAACAUGCAAAAUAUCAUUUUGCGACAAGAGACAAGACUGUCAUUUCAUAGAUUAGUUUUUAUUUAAACAACCAGCUGUCACAUACGCUGGGUUUAAGCUUAUGAUAGAUUUUUCCAAGCUUAGAAAUAAUCCCGACAAUGGUCUGGGAACAGACCGCCUCUCCAGACACUUAAUUAUAUAUUUUUUUCAAGACGUGUCAGUUGUUAUUUUCGUUUUUGUCGAAAAAAGCGACAAAUUGACAAGGGGUCACUUGACACCUACGCCGUUUAAACCUAAGGACUUGAGAAGUUUUCUCCAGGGGAGACGUGGACCAAACCGGAGACAUCUCGGCCACAUCCACGGCAUUUUCGCUGUAAGUUGGGAGGUCAGUGGGUUCCAGUCAUGCUGUCCCUGGAUGAGCCUCUGGACCUGAAACUCCCUCGGAGGGCCAAUGGGAAAGACAGAGGAGCGCGGUCUCCUCCCCACUCACCUCUGCAACCCAAGCAAAUCCGCCAACUUCGCAUGGCAGAUGAUGGGACAGCAGUGAUAGAGCCUGCCUCACCAGCAUCUCCGUACACAGGUGUGCAGGUGGUCCCUCAUGACCGAACAGACACCCCAACCCCCCCUGCGGUGGACUUGAGCUUGUCUCCUUCCUCCCGCCACACCCCCAGUUCUCCAGAAAUGACCAACGGCAAUUAUGCCCCCUCAGGGAAUUCUCACCUCUCACAGGCAUUUCAGUUCUUUGUGCCAAUUGGAUCUGGGGCAGGACUUCACCUUCCAUCCUCUAUGUUUAUUAGCCAGACAAGUGACAAGAGAGCCUCUCCUGACCUUUCAGCCGAUGAACAACUGGCCUGUCGCUGGAAGAAGUGCCAUCUUCUCUUUGACUCCCUACAAGACCUAGUGGACCAUGUCAAUGACUUCCAUGUCAAACCUGAGAAGGAUUCUGGGUACUGUUGCCACUGGGAGGGCUGUGCACGCAAAGGGAGGGGGUUUAAUGCUCGGUACAAAAUGCUCAUUCAUAUCCGCACCCACACUAAUGAGAAACCCCAUCGCUGUCCCACCUGCAACAAGAGCUUCUCACGCCUGGAGAAUCUCAAGAUACACAACCGUUCACACACAGGUGAAAAGCCCUACAUUUGUCCUUACGAGGGUUGCAACAAGCGUUACUCCAACUCCAGUGAUCGCUUCAAACAUACUCGCACACACUAUGUGGAUAAGCCCUACUACUGCAAGAUGGUGGGCUGCUUGAAGCGCUACACAGACCCCAGCUCUCUGCGCAAGCACAUCAAAGCGCAUGGGCACUUUGUGGCCCAGGAGCAGGGCUCCCCAGGUGGGGUGGGAUCCCUGCUAAAGGGAAGUCAGAGUGGAGGUCUUACUAGUAGUGGGGGUAAGGAUUCAGAGUUGUCCUAUAUAAGUGGAGCCCACAUUAUAAUCCCUGGAGCUACAGCUGCUCUUCUUGGAGGCCAUGCUCUUCAGGGCCUUGGUGGUGCCCUACCACUGUCCCCCCUCAGUCCUAGGCCCCUGGACCUCAGCACACUGGGUAGCCCAAACUCCCCUCCAGGCAGCUUGGGAGGCACAUCUAUUCUGUCCUUCAACAGCUCCCCUCUAGGCUUGGCCAAGUCACCUUUGCUCUCCCCAACAUUCCCCUCCUCUGCCCUUGGCCUACCGAUGGUGCCGGUACUUGGGGCUGCAACUGAGCGCAGGGCCCAGAGCCACCAGGCAAAGAGAGGCAGGGGAGAAGAGGCAGAAAAUGAGGUGACUAGGGGGGUCCUAAAUCUCUCCACUGGAGGGUCUCAUGAUCCCCUGUCCUGGGUGGUCAUCCCCCCAGGCGCUGUGGUGCUUAAGCCAGCUGUGGUCAACUGAUUCACAUACAAAUAUAUAUACACACACAUACAUUCCAGAGGAGCUCAGGGGGGUUCGGGAUAGAAGAGUCAAUGCCAUAGUAAGAGUAUGGGUGGUCAGAGAUGAUAGGAUUGGCUUUCACAAUCAAAUAUAGGAAAUGCAUUGAGGAGCUAUAUGUUUUAAAAAAAGAAAACAAUGGGGAAAUUUAUUAAACAUGCAGGCAGAAAAGCACUGCAUCUCACCUCAAGUUUCUAAGAAUUAACUAUACAACGCAAGCCUCUUGUUGGAAAAUUAAACUUGAGGCCCAAGAACUGUGUUCAGGAACAAUCCUGUAUUCCUUUCACAAAGCCUUACAAUAGGCUCCUCUUCUCUUUUCUAUUUUCUCUUUGAUACUUUCAUUCCAGCUGGUUCUGUGGACAAGGACCAUAAUCGUGAGUCUUUGUUCUCCGUGUUCUUAAAAACGUCCUCAUUCAUCAUUAAGUAUUUAUAUGACUCUACUUUGACAGUGUGCCUCCAGCUUAGCAGUGAGAUACAGUACAUACACCAUGAAUGAAGCACUCACAGUUAGGCAAAUGUGCGUGUUAUUGGAGAAUAUUUUAGAUUUUAAAGUUAUGACCUAUUUUUCACAAGCCAAUGUGAUUAAUAUGAUUCAGACAGGCUUGCCGAACCAAAGCAAGUGAACUCUGACUGUCUUGUAUUUGGGCAGAAAGCAGAUCAACUAAACACAGCACUUAAUAGUAUCAGCUGGUUAUAGUAUUGAAACCUCAAAACUGCUGCUAACCUCUCUGCUCCUCCAGCACAACAUACCUGGGAAAGAGCACUUUUGACAAUCUGUCCCCAGUUUGGGGAGGGUGACCAACACAGACCAGCCUAGUCCACCAGAAUGUGUGCCAGGUGUGCAGACUAGAGGCUUUUGAAACACAGAGUGAGCUGAUGUCUUAACAUUGACAAAUGGUGUUACAUCACCUGGCAAUGACUAAUCAUCACUUCCUCCUUUUUGCGAGUGAAAUUAAAGCACUGGUGUGUCUGACUCCCCCCUCUGGUAGGAUAUGAUAGACAACAUCCCAAGUGCCACACACAGAACUAUCACUGUUCUGCUGCUGGAUUGUCCAGCUGCUUUCCUGUAAUUGAAUCAACACAGCCAAUCUGUGUAUGAAAGGGCCACUGUGGUGAUAAACACUACUGUCUUUUUAUUUUCUAAACUAAAACGACCCAAAACCAGCUGUGAAAAACAGGUGGUGGUCCAGUCAAGGUUUAACUUAGACUUGUCAACUUGAGUUUUACUCUACAAGAUCUAGCUGUGCCAAAAAUACCUGGAGAAGGGCAAGUGGGAUGUUCACAUUGUGCUACAGCGGAUGGGGGAGUGGGAUGCACGCAAUGCUGCUGACAGCUGGACUGACUUAGAAGCCACACUUUUGCAAACUGCCUCAUUUUACUCUGUCCAAAGGGGCAAAAAAGGAGAAAAAAACUUCUGGGAAAAUUUUUCUCAUGGUUCGAUUAAGCAGUCUACAUGCACUUACUAUAAAACUAUACCUGUUUUAUGAAAUGUUAGUUUAGUCACGUGGUUCUUUUAAAAUGGUUUGCUCUUACUCCAUUUUUCUGCAAGACUCCAUUUUGCGUUCAUGCAUGUAUGAAACGGACUUCCAUGUCUACGUAAGAGAGGAAGGGAAGCAGGAGAGGUUCCUCACAGCAUAAAGGACAUUCCAUCAAGAAAAUGAUAACCUCCUCUCUCUUCUCUCCUCUUCCUUUCUGCUAAUGUUGGUGAUUUUCUUUAUCAAUCACUCUUUCUUGGGGGUGUUUCAUUCACUUGUUGCCAUUUUAUUUUCUUAUGUCAUUAUUUUGUGCUGUUAUUCAGACGAGACAUUUUCUUGUGAUGUUGAAGUUGCUUCUUGUGUUCUGCAAUGGCUGCUCUGCAAUCAGCUUUCUGCUGCCGAGGAUGAGUCUUACAAGGAGUUGAGGUGAGGGAGAGAGGAAAAGAUUUGGGUGUUUUUCCAGGGCAGGGUUGCACACGAAAGGGGUAAAUUGGUCAAUUUUUAUAUACUCUAACAAUAUCAGGACUCAUUGCCUGUAAACAGAGUGCCCAUGCAUAUUGUUCCCUUAAUAAUGAAGAUUUUUUUUAGCUGAUGCUCUCACAAGAUGACAAAUUAACUUGUUCUAUUGGGUAAACAAAUGGAUUUGAAUACCUCCAUACAACUGUGCAGGAAUGCUAGUAUUACUGUAGACCCUUAACGUGUCUUGAUUUUUGUAAAAUAUUGAAUAUGCAUUUCUGUUCAAGGUUGUUAAACCCUUUAAGUGAAACAGUGGCAAAGAGAAACUCUCUUAUGUUGCAAACCAAGGCCAUAAAAAGUAAUUAGAGGUAUUAAAUAAAGAUUAUUUUGUUAUAUCAUUAGACGACACAAGCCAAGACAAUUGGAAUCUUUGCUCUGAGGAGUAAAAAUCAUUUAUGUGCAUAACCAGUGGGCAAAAUGACAUUAACGUUCCUCUGAUGAGCAUGAGUAUAUGAAAUUCAGAAAAGGUAAGGGCAUAAAAUGUUUCUUGGUGUAGUUACUAUCCUAACAGGAAGCUGACUUUUUAAUUGGAUUUGCAAUCUCCACUUCCUUUGUUAAGACCUUUUAAGUUAAUAAAAAGGGCUAAAUUAGUGAGAUAAAAUCUAACUGUGAAAUGACUGGCAGCACUGGGAGAGUGUGAGAGGAAGGAGAGAGGCUUGGUUGAAUGGACAAGGGACAGGGAGGGCAGGAGCUGUGUGCCAGCAGAGGAUAGCGGUGCUGUGUUUCCACUCUCCAUCUGGCCACCUACCCAGAAAACGGCCCUCUCAGUAUUGAAGGCAGGGGGUGUGCUGUGGCCAGUGUGGCUGUCACUAACACACCAGCCUGCAGAAAUCUAGGCCACUGAACUCUGUCUGCCCUUUUUUUUUUUUUUUGGUAGAUUUAACUCAAAGGCUAAACUCCCCCCACCUCCCUGCUAAAAAGAGUUUUACAAAAGAUGGAGGGCAACCAAAAAUCUACAUUCACAGUAAAUCAAAACCGAUAUUCCCCUUUGCGUCGAGGUUGUGGUGUCAGGCUGCCUGCAGGUUAGCAGUUAGCGCAGAGAUGAGCAGCGUAUCUGUGUUUCUGCCUCCAAUAACCACACGGACACAAAAGAAUUUUCUUGCUGUGAAUGAACAAGUCUGGCAUGUGAUAUCGUCAGAAACAGGUGUCAAGUAAGUCAGACAUUGUCUCCAUGGCAACAGUGAAACCCACAGAUGCGGCGACUCUCCUUUUCCUCCUCAUUUUGUCCGUCUCUCCUCUGCCGGUCGAAGCCAGGGACACAGACUCAGCGUGGCAGCAGAAAUCUGAAUUUGACACAGAUCCUGACAGGAUCCACACAAUUUCAAUAUGAAAUAAGCUGUAUGAUCCAUUAACCCUUUGAGCUCAGCCUGUAAUAAACUGCACUUUUCCCCCCUUAUAGAGUGUAUAGAUUUGGGGAUGCUGCAACAUUUUUAUUCUCAGUGUAAAGCAUUGUUUAUCAGUUGAUUUUGGGAACCAAGUAUAAUCGUGAAAAUUGUUGUCAAUCACUAAAAUGUCUGAAUUUUCACAAACUUUUUCAAAGUGGUACAUGCUCCUGGAAAUGUUAAAACAAGCUUCACUUAAUGUUAUUAAAAGGGGAAGUGAGACCCAGGACACAAAAAUAAACUAACUAGGUCAGUGUCAUUACAUGAGGUUACCUUUGUUGGAAGUGCCACAGAGUUGCACAAAGGGUUAAUGAUAAGACUAAGGCCACACAAGGUCCGUUUCAAGUUAUGUUUUUGCACAUUUGUGAGAUAUGUCAGUAUUUUAAUUUUUCCAAGUGCCUUUUUAUGAUAGGUAAAUACAGAUGUUAUACACUACAAAAAAUAUUAUAUGAAACUAUAUUUUCCUGCCAUCAUGUUCUAUGGUUGGACAUGAAGAAUUAUAGUUGUAAAAGUCUCCAAUUGGUACAAAAUAGCGUUGUUCUCCUGUUUUAGAGGAAUUUUAUUACGAUAUUGAUAAUAAUGUCAAUGAAAACAAAAAUGUUUAAUAAAGUUGCAUUUGAUA
Messenger RNA from Melanotaenia boesemani (Boeseman's rainbowfish), 7008 nucleotides. It is a transcript of the gene glis2b, whose product is annotated as GLIS family zinc finger 2b. Bases 1517 to 2977 code for a protein of 486 amino acids. Gene Ontology annotation, cellular component: nucleus. Gene Ontology annotation, molecular function: RNA polymerase II cis-regulatory region sequence-specific DNA binding; DNA-binding transcription factor activity, RNA polymerase II-specific. Gene Ontology annotation, biological process: smoothened signaling pathway; regulation of transcription by RNA polymerase II. The transcript is spliced from 7 exons. The record is from RefSeq and is a predicted model, not a curated record. Lineage: Eukaryota; Metazoa; Chordata; Actinopteri; Atheriniformes; Melanotaeniidae.